Rhinopithecus roxellana (golden snub-nosed monkey) is the source of this 4985-nucleotide messenger RNA. It is a transcript of the gene MAP3K6, whose product is annotated as mitogen-activated protein kinase kinase kinase 6. Bases 873 to 4772 code for a protein of 1299 amino acids. Gene Ontology annotation, molecular function: MAP kinase kinase kinase activity; ATP binding. Lineage: Eukaryota; Metazoa; Chordata; Mammalia; Primates; Cercopithecidae. Gene Ontology annotation, biological process: cellular response to stress; protein phosphorylation; MAPK cascade. The transcript has 29 exons. The record is from RefSeq and is a predicted model, not a curated record.
GAAGUCAAAGGUCAGCGGGGGUCCAUAGCAGGUUGGGUCCUGGGGAAAGCAGCCCCCUAGCGACAGUAAAGGCUCAGAUGCCAAGUCUCACUCCAGGAUUGAAGGCUUUCGGACAAGCGGCCUAGGGUGUAGGUUUCCCCCAUCCCAGUCCCUCCCUGCCUGCACUCACUGGGCCCGGAAGGACACCCACUGUUCAUCAUGCUCUGCGCACCCUAAUGUCUCUAGAGAGCCAUUCAUUCAACAGAUCCCUGCAGGGCAGGCCUUGAGGAUCGAACCUUUUCCCUAUAGCCCCGGCCUCGUCACACAUUUUAUGUGCGCUUGCUGUGAGCAGUCCACAAUCUUUGGCGUGCACAGGGGCACAGGCUGUUCCGGAAGCCUCCAGUCUCCAAAGUUCUGGCGGGAGAGAAGGGAGGGGAGAAGCUGAGUCUCAGGCCGCUAGGGAGCGGCGCUGCCCCAGGGCCGAGGGUGGAGCUUUCUGGGUCGGCCGGGAAAGGGCUGGGCUCAGUCUACAAGUGAAGGCAGGUCAGCGUUGGCGGGCGCUCCCUUGAGGAGUCCAGGUGGCAGGCACCUCCGGGCCGAUUCCCAGGAUCCCUCAAGUGGCUCUGAGCUGCCGACCACCGGAUGCCCCAGAUUCCUAGGACCCAAUCCCGGAUUUCAGAACCUCAGGACCUUGCAAGUCUGAGUUCGGAUUUCUCCCUGGACUUUAGAUUUCUGGAAAGGGACGUCAGGCCAGAUUCCGGAUCCCUAGAUCCCGUGGGAUAUUCUCCGAUUCCGACUGGAUUCCAGAUCCCAAGAUUCCUGAUCUGCCGGCCCAGGCUCCUGCUCCGCCGCGGGUUCCCAGUGCGCGGCGCCCCGCGCCUGAGCGCCCCCGCAUGGCGGUGCAGUGUCCCCGGUCCGGGGCGGAGCGCGCCGGCAGCUGCUGGCAGGACCCGCUGGCCGUGGCGCUGAGCCGGGGCCGGCCGCUCGCGGCGCCCCCGGGCCGGGGCUGUGCGCGGAGCCGGCCGCUCAGCGUGGUCUACGUGCUGACCCGGGAGCCGCAGCCCGGGCUGGAGCCUCGCGAGGGAACUGAGGCGGAGCCGCUGCCCCUGCGCUGCCUGCGCGAGGCUUGCGCGCAGCUCCCCCGGCCGCGGCCGCCCCCGCAGCUGCGCAGCCUGCCCUUCGGGACGCUGGCGCUAGGCGACACCGCUGCGCUGGAUGCCUUCUACAACGCGGACGUAGUGGUGCUGGAGGUGAGCAGCUCGCUGGUACAGCCCUCCCUAUUCUACCACCUUGGUGUGCGUGAGAGCUUCAGCAUGACCAACAACGUGCUCCUCUGCUCGCAGGCCGACCUCCCUGACCUGCAGGCCCUGCGGGAGGAUGUUUUCCAGAAGAACUCGGAUUGCGUUGGCAGUUACACACUGAUCCCCUAUGUGGUGACGGCCACUGGUCGGGUGCUGUGUGGCGAUGCAGGCCUUCUGCAGGGCCUGGCUGAUGGGCUGGUACAGGCUGGAGUGGGGACCGAGGCUCUGCUCACUCCCCUGGUGGGCCGGCUUGCCCGCCUGCUGGAGGCCACACCCACAGACUCUUGUGGCUAUUUCCGGGAGACCAUUCGGCAGGACAUCCGGCAGGCGCGGGAGCGGUUCAGUGGGCCGCAGCUGCGGCAGGAGCUGGCUCGGCUGCAGCGGAGACUGGACAGCGUGGAGCUGCUGAGCCCCGACAUCAUCAUGAACUUGCUGCUCUCCUACCGCGAUGUGCAAGACUACUCGGCCAUCAUUGAGCUGGUGGAGACGCUGCAGGCCUUGCCCACCUGUGAUGUGGCCGAGCAGCAUAAUGUCUGCUUCCACUACACUUUUGCCCUCAACCGGAGGAACAGGCCUGGGGACCGGGCGAAGGCCCUGGCCGUGCUGCUGCCACUGGUACAGCUUGAGGGCUCCGUGGCACCGGAUCUGUACUGCAUGUGUGGCCGUAUCUACAAGGACAUGUUCUUCAGUUCAGGUUUCCAGGAUGCUGGGUACCGGGAGCAGGCCUAUCACUGGUAUCGCAAGGCUUUUGACAUAGAGCCCAGCCUCCACUCGGGCAUCAAUGCAGCCGUGCUCCUCAUUGCUGCCGGGCAGCACUUUGAGGAUUCCAAGGAGCUCCGGCUAAUAGGCAUGAAGCUGGGCUGCCUGCUGGCCCGCAAAGGCUGCGUGGAGAAGAUGCAGUAUUACUGGGAUGUGGGUUUCUACCUGGGAGCCCAGAUCCUUGCCAAUGACCCCACCCAGGUGGUGCUGGCUGCAGAGCAGCUGUAUAAGCUCAAUGCCCCCAUAUGGUACCUGGUGUCUGUGAUGGAGACCUUCCUGCUCUACCAGCACUUCAGGCCCACGCCAGAGCCCUGUGGAGGGCCACCACGCCGUGCCCACUUCUGGCUCCACUUCUUGCUACAGUCCUGCCAACCAUUCAAGAUGGCCUGUCCCCAGGGCGACCAGUGCUUGGUGCUGGUCCUGGAGAUGAACAAGGUGCUGCUGCCUGCAAAUCUCGAGGUUCGGGGUACUGACCCAGUGAGCACAGUGACCCUGAGCUUGCUGGAACCUGAGACCCAGGACAUUCCCUCCAGCUGGACCUUCCCAGUCGCCUCCAUAUGUGGAGUCAGCGCCUCCAAGCGCGACGAGCGCUGCUGCUUCCUCUAUGCACUCCCUCCGGCUCAGGAUGUCCAGCUGUGCUUCCCCAGCGUAGGGCACUGCCAAUGGUUCUGCGGCCUGAUCCAGGCCUUGGUGACGAACCCGGAUUCCACGGCGCCCGCGGAGGAGGCAGAGGGCGUGGGGGAGGUGUUGGAGUUUGAUUAUGAGUACACGGAGACGGGCGAGCGGCUGGUGCUGGGCAAGGGCACGUAUGGGGUGGUGUACGCGGGCCGUGAUCGCCACACGAGGGUGCGCAUCGCCAUCAAGGAGAUUCCGGAGCGGGACAGCAGGUUUUCUCAGCCCCUGCAUGAAGAAAUCGCUCUUCACAAACGCCUGCGCCACAAGAACAUAGUGCGCUAUCUGGGCUCAGCUAGCCAGGGCGGCUACCUUAAGAUCUUCAUGGAGGAAGUGCCUGGAGGCAGCCUGUCAUCCUUGCUGCGGUCAGUGUGGGGACCCCUGAAGGACAACGAGAGCACCAUCAGUUUCUACACCCGCCAGAUCCUGCAGGGACUUGGCUAUUUGCAUGACAACCACAUCGUGCACAGGGACAUUAAGGGGGACAAUGUGCUGAUCAACACCUUCAGUGGGCUGCUCAAGAUUUCUGACUUUGGCACCUCCAAGCGACUGGCAGGAAUCACACCUUGCACUGAGACCUUCACAGGAACUCUGCAGUAUAUGGCCCCAGAAAUCAUUGACCAGGGCCCACGCGGUUAUGGGAAAGCAGCUGACAUCUGGUCACUGGGCUGCACUGUCAUUGAGAUGGCCACGGGUCGCCCCCCCUUCCAUGAGCUAGGGAGCCCACAAGCUGCCAUGUUUCAGGUGGGUAUGUACAAGGUCCAUCCACCAAUGCCCAGCUCUCUGUCGGCUGAGGCCCAAGCCUUUCUCCUUCGAACUUUUGAGCCAGACCCCCGCCUCCGAGCCAGCGCCCAGGCACUGCUGGGGGACCCCUUCCUGCGGCCUGGGAAAAGGAGUCGCAGCCCCAGCUCCCCCCAACAUGUUCCACGGCCCUCAGAUAACCCUUCCGCCAGUUCCAUUCCUUCAGCCGACUCAACCACCCAGUCUCAGACAUUCCCGCGCCCUCAGGGACCGUCUCAGCACCCGCCCAGCCCCCCAAAGCGCUGCCUCAGUUAUGGGGGCACCAGCCAGCUCCGGGUGCCCGAGGAGCCUGCGGCCGAGGAGCCUGCGUCUCCGGAGGAGAGUUCGGGGCUGAGCCUGCUGCACCAGGAGAGCAAGCGUCGGGCCAUGCUGGCCGCGGUACUGGAGCAGGAGCUGCCAGCGCUGGCGGAGAAUCUGCACCAGGAGCAGGAGCAGGAGCAGGAGCAGGAGCAGCAGCAGCAGGAGCAGGAGCAGGGGUCCCAUCUGGGCAGAAACUAUGUGGAAGAGCUGCUGCGCUGCCUCGGGGCACACAUCCACACUCCCAACCGCCGGCAGCUGGCCCAGGAGCUGCGGGCUCUGCAAGGACGGCUGAGGGCCCAGGGCCUUGGGCCUGCACUUCUGCACGGACCGCUCUUUGCCUUCCCGGAUGCGGUGAAGCAGAUCCUCCGCAGGCGCCAGAUCCGUCCACACUGGAUGUUCGUUCUGGACUCACUGCUCAGCCGUGCUGUGCGGGCAGCCCUGGCUGUGCUGGGCCCAGAGGUGGAGAAGGAGGCGGUCUCACUGAAGUCAGAGGAGCUGAGUAAAGAAGGGGACUCCCAGCAGAGCCCAGGCCAGCAGAGCCUGCUUCCAGUGGAGCCUGAGCAGGGCCCCGCUCCUCUGAUGGUGCAGCUGAGCCUCUUGAGGGCAGAGACUGAUCGGCUGCGGGAAGUCCUGGCCGGGAAGGAACGGGAGUACCAGGCCCUGGUGCAGCGGGCUCUACAGCGGCUGAAUGAGGAAGCCCGGACCUAUGCCCUGGCCCCAGAGCCCUCAGCCGCUCUUUCAACGGACCAGGGCCUAGUGCAGUGGCUACAGGAACUGAAUGUGGAUUCAGGCACCAUCCAAAUGCUGUUGAACCAUAGCUUCACCCUCCACACCCUGCUCACCUAUGCCACUCGAGAUGACCUCAUCUAUACCCGCAUCAGGGGAGGGAUGGUAUGCCGCAUCUGGAGGGCCAUCUUGGCACAGCGAGCAGGAUCCACGCCAGUCACCCCUGGACCCUGAGAGGCUGAAUGAGGGCAUCAGAGGCCAGACAGAUCCAAGGAUGGAUGAAUGGAGAGGACAAAGGCAGCUUCUGACACACCAGCCCCAGGACCUGGGGUGACUGGAGGAAGCCAGGCGAGUGGGGGCCAGGACUGGUUCCAGUGAGAGAAACCAACCACAGGCACCCAAGCACUAACAGACAAAACGUAUUAAACAGAACACUUUUGAACCUUU